AUGAGACCUCCCUUCAUUAUAUCGGUGGUGGAACCGAUGCGGGUGACAAGAUUAUCAAUUUGGCCCAAGUCCUCUCUUCAUUUUAUUGGUGGUGGAACCAAUGCGGAUGACAAGACUAUCAUUUGGUACAAGUCCUCUCUUCAUUUUAUUGGUGGUGGAACCAAUGCGGAUGACAAGACUAUCAUUUGGUACAAGUCCUCUCUUCAUUUUAUUGGUGGUGAAGCCGAUGCGGAUGACAAGACUAUCAACUUGGCACGGGUCCUCCUUUUGAACCUAUUCAUGAAUCAAUCCACUCUUGGGUGCAAUUCGCAGGAGCGCAAUUUGGCGGCAAUUGGUCUUACCAAGGAAUAUCAUACAAAGCAAUCACACGAAUGCAAUGAGAGGCACGACUUUGGAAGAGGCAUUAUCAUUGGAGGAGCUCUAUGCUGGAAACAAUCAUCACAAGCAUCGAGCAAUUAUUACAGCUAUCAGGCUACACCUGACAUCGGUCACCAUCACCAUGCCAAGAACGCAAUCCUAUCAUACAACAAAAUCAAAAGCAAAUGGUAUCAGUAUCACCAAAAAGCACAUCAGCAAAAAAAGGCAGCAGCCAUAUCAUACCUACAACAACGGUCCUCGGUCUUCCUGCGACAAAGCAAGUUCAAUCAUGCAGAGAAAGGCUCUCUCAAUGGAGCAGACCACAAUAUCAUUGUCAUGUAA
Molecule: messenger RNA, 699 nt
Organism: Lichtheimia ornata
Lineage: Eukaryota; Fungi; Mucoromycota; Mucoromycetes; Mucorales; Lichtheimiaceae
Exons: 2
Coding region: 1-699 (232 amino acids)
Source: RefSeq, a predicted model, not a curated record